AGUGGGCAGUCAGUGUCAGGUCCUGUUGAUUGGUGGGAGGGUUGGGGUUGAGUUGGUGUGUGGUUCAGGGGGAAAGUUUGGUUCCUGUCUCCCUCCCUCUUUUGCCCAAAAAAAAAACACAGCACUCAGACCCUUCAGACCAUCCUGGAGAGACCAUGUAAAUUCUCAGGACACUUGGUGCAUUGUUCUCUGGAGCUCCAACUGGUGGUGCUGAUAUAUGGAAAUGUAUGUGAAAUGACGGAUGUAGAAAGUUCAUACACGGACUUUGUUUCGUCGGGAAGGACAGGGCGCAGGAAUGCCUUGCCAGACAUUAUGGACUCGACUGCAAAUGUGGAUACAGGUGAAUUAACCACGAGCAUGGAAGGCCUUGAGGUUAAAACAGGAGAAACAAGUGGUGGAACAGAAACUCAGGUGUCUACUAAUCAAACAGAGAGUCCGAGUGAAGACAACAGGAGCUCCUCUUCGUGAAUGCUUGGACUUCCAUUUUAAACAUAAGAAACUGUGAGUUUUGAUACCGAGAGCACAAUGAACACCUCUUCAGUGCAUUCAGCUACUCCUGGCAUUGUUAAAGAACCAUGGAACCCACAAGCAACUUUGCCCAGGGGCAAAGAACAUUCUCGUGUUAAUCUGCACCAAUCGACUUUUUUGUGUUUGUCGCUAACACUACAAAAUAUAUUGACACUACCUGAUAAGAGUAGCCAAGGAACCUGAUGACAAGUAUCUGGUCUGACCAGAAAAUGAAUUACAUGUGUCUAGUACAGUAACACUUUGAUUCUUGAUCUUUGUUGCACUACAAAUGGAUUCUAGCCAUCCUGCUGCAGAGAGUGGACCAAAAUAGCUUCAUAAUUCCACCCCAUACAUGCACUAAAAUCUCUUGAGAAACAUGAUUCAUUGUUUUCAUAUAUAAGGGGGUGAAAAGGUAAAUAUUUCAUAACCGAUUUGACGAGGUAAUUCAUGUCAAAUCUCUUGUGCAGUUCAGAUUUUUAUUACCCCGUAAAUAUUUUACUCUAAUUUGAAGCAUGUGCCUUUUGAGUGUUUACUGAUUUUGAUACAGUAUAAGUUGGUGCCAGGUAAUAGGUAGAAAUUGUAAAGAAAAUAAAUAUAGCUUUCGAAGUUGUGUUUUCACUGAAAGAUUGUAUUUCAACAUGCUGAAAAGAUGGGUGGGGAGGGAACCUUUAACCUUGUAUGAAAAUCAAUAAACUACUUGAAUCUCAAUGCAAAAA
Callorhinchus milii (elephant shark) is the source of this 1223-nucleotide messenger RNA. Its product is annotated as cAMP-dependent protein kinase inhibitor gamma. Gene Ontology annotation, cellular component: cytoplasm; nucleus. The transcript has 3 exons. The coding region runs from base 235 to 468 and encodes 77 amino acids. Gene Ontology annotation, biological process: negative regulation of cAMP-dependent protein kinase activity. Gene Ontology annotation, molecular function: cAMP-dependent protein kinase inhibitor activity. The record is from RefSeq and is a predicted model, not a curated record. NCBI's taxonomy places the organism in Eukaryota, Metazoa, Chordata, Chondrichthyes, Chimaeriformes, Callorhinchidae.